AUCUGAAAUUUUCGGAUGAAAAAUUUCAUAAACCGCGUCUUUUUUUUCCCCAAACCUUCAAAACACCAGAAUCCUCCCUAACACCCCUCUCACUCACCUCCCUCAUCACUCUCACUCUCAAUCUCUCUACCGCUGCUCUCCCAAACUUUAACCGACGAAAGCUUUCAUACAAGGCUUUGCUGAGAAGCUGAAAGAGGGAGAGAGAGAGAGGGGGAGAGAGAAAGAAAGAGAGAGGGGAGAGAGGGUGGAUCGUUCGGGGAAACCAGAGAAGAAAAAGAAAAAGAAGGGGAGAAAAAUCCUCGAGAUGAUGGAGGCUAACGAAAUCUUGAACCCUGUGAAAAGAAUUGGUGAUGUUCCAGGAAUUAAGGUUGGGCAUCAGUUCUAUGCACGGGCUGAAAUGGUUGCUGUUGGUUUUCACAGUCACUGGCUGAACGGGAUUGAUUAUAUGGGGCAGAGUUACAGUAAAGGGGAGUAUAGGAACUACACGUUCCCAGUUGCAGUUGCCAUUGUUUUGUCCGGGAUGUAUGAAGAUGACCUUGAUAAUGCUGAUGAUGUUGUGUAUACUGGUCAAGGUGGACAUAAUUUAACUGGCAAUAAGCAUCAGAUCCAAGACCAAAAGAUGGAGCGUGGAAAUUUGGCGCUCAAGAACUGUGUGGAGCAACAUGUGCCUGUUAGAGUCAUUCGUGGCCAUGAAUCUAAAAGCAGUUACACCGGUAAAGUUUACACAUACGAUGGAUUGUACAAGGAGAAGAGCUGAGUAGCACCGGUUGACUUGACACCCAUUUCCUUUUGAUGAAUAACUUGACACCCA
This is a messenger RNA of Corylus avellana, 811 nucleotides long. The record is from RefSeq and is a predicted model, not a curated record. Lineage: Eukaryota; Viridiplantae; Streptophyta; Magnoliopsida; Fagales; Betulaceae.